Messenger RNA from Scheffersomyces amazonensis, 975 nucleotides. It is a transcript of the gene GLO1, whose product is annotated as lactoylglutathione lyase. The transcript has a single exon. NCBI's taxonomy places the organism in Eukaryota, Fungi, Ascomycota, Pichiomycetes, Serinales, Debaryomycetaceae. The record is from RefSeq and is a predicted model, not a curated record. The coding region runs from base 1 to 975 and encodes 324 amino acids. Gene Ontology annotation, molecular function: metal ion binding; lactoylglutathione lyase activity.
AUGCCAAAAAUCGACGAUUCAUUCCUUAUGAACCAUACUUGUCUCCGUAUUAAGGAUCCAAAAGUAUCGGUUCCUUUCUAUACUGAAAACUUUGGUUUAAAAUUACUUAAAUACCUCGCAUUUGAUGAUUUCAGUUUAUAUAUGUUAGGGUAUGAAGAUGAAACUACUAAGGGUAAGAAUUGGUCUGCAAGAGAAGGUGUUUUAGAAUUAUGUCAUAAUCACGGAGUUGAAAAUGAUCCAGAAUUUAAAGUGAACCAUGGUAAUGGACCAGAACAUAGAGGUUUUGGACAUAUUUGUCUCUCUGUUGAUAAUAUUCAAGUUGUUGAAAAAAAAUUAUUGGAUAAUGGAGUUAAAUUUCAAAAGAAAUUAGCUGAUGGUCGUCAAAAAGACAUUGCUUUUGCUUUAGAUCCAAAUGGUUAUUGGAUUGAAUUAAUUGAACACGGUAUUGGUAAGGUAGAAGCUAAGACUGAUAUCACCUCUUAUAAAUUCAACCAUUCCAUGAUCAGAGUUAAAGAUCCAAAGAAAUCUUUAGAUUUUUACCGUAAUGUCUUAGGUUUCAAAGUAUUAUCUACUCAUGAAUUUCCAGAAGCUAAAUUUACUCUUUACUUUUUAGGUUAUGAACAUAGUAAAGACUUUAGUGAAGAUUCAGUUGACAGAUCUUUGAAAGCAUCAAAGCAAGCCCUUAUUGAAUUGACUCACAAUUGGGGUACUGAAUCAGAUCCUGAAUUUAAGGGUUAUCAUAAUGGUAACAGUACUGAAGGUGGAGCUAUUCAAGGUUUUGGACAUACUUGUGUUAGUUGUAAGGAUCCUGCUGCAUUAUGUAAACAAAUCGAAGAAGAAUAUGGUGAUGAAGUUAAAUGGAGUUUGAAAUGGGAUCAAGGUAACAUUAAGAAGAUUGCAUUCGUUAAUGAUCCAGAUGGAUACUCCAUUGAAAUUCUUGGUUAUGAUUUAUUUGCUGACUCUGCUAAUUUAUAA